GAGGAAGUAAAAAUAAAGGAAUUUCAACAAAUAUUAUAAAAAAAUCAAAUAUGCGUAAAUAUUAAACAUAUUCUAUGGUAUACACUGGAAAAAAGCAACAAUUAAGAUGUUUCAAACACCUGACAACAGAGAAAACCUAUCACUGAAGUUAUCAGAAGUUCUAGAUGAUAUUGGUAUCAAUGAACAAAUGGUUAUGAGAAGAAGAGAAAUGCAAACGCUGAAGGAGAAUGUUGCAACUGUUGUACGUAGGUUCCUUGAUGAAUUUAUAACUAUAUAUAUACUAGGGAGUCAGAGUGAAGGAACAACAACUAUAGGACUUCAUUCAGACAUUGAUACACUAUACUGUUAUCACGAUUAUAAUAUAAUACAAGACUUGUCAGAGUGGGAAUAUGACAAAGAUAACUACUUCAUGAUACAAGAUGAGAACACAACCCCUGGGUAUUGUUUCCUACAACUGCUCAGACACGAUAGACCUCUUCCUGCCACUGACAUUCCUGAUAAAGAUCAUAUAACUGAUAGAAAAGGAAGAAUUUUACUUAAGAACUCUAAAAAAAUUGAUUUAAUGUGUAAAGGUGCUGUACAGCAUGGACCUUCAAUUGCUAAGCAUGGACAGCAUUUAUUUUAUGAUAGAGACUUAGUGUUAGCUUUUCCCUGUAAGUCAUGGCCUCAGUCAGCUUCAGGAUGGUUAGAGAGACAGGGUAUUGGAAGAUGGCCAACACAACAGGUCAAAAGAGAUGCAGCCAGUACUCCAUGUUUUGUUGUUCCGACUGGAAGUAAGGUCAGUGUAUAUCCUGAACUAGAAUGGAGAAUAUCUACGUCCGUUGCAGAAAGAUGUAUAAUGUUUAAUUUAAAUAUAACACAAAUAAGAUGUUUGGUGUUAAUGAAAAUGAUUCUUAAAUCCUUCCUGAAUCCUCAAGGGGGAAUAAAUUUAUCAAGUUUCAUGUGUAAGACAGUUCUAUUACAUUGUAUAGAAAACACAGAACGAAGUAAAUGGAAAGAGAACAAUUUAUUGACAUGUUUAAUAUUCUGCUUACUUGAAUUAAACAGAUGUAUACAGAAUGACCAUUGUUCUCACUUCAUUAUACAGGAAAACAAUUUGUUUGCUGGGCAAUUUACACCUGUGACAAAAUAUGACCUUUCAAACAUUUUAAGUGAUUUUAUACAGAGCAUUGAACAAAUGAUACUUGGAAUUGAUAUUGACGAUCUUGGAUGUAGACUUCAAGUUAAACUGAACAUAGUACCACAAAGAGCAUAUGAUUUUCCUUCUUCUUUUGAAAUACGUGAAGAAAAUUCAUUUGAUAAUAAUUAUAAAUUUGCAAUGGAAUUAAGUGAUAUGCACUUUCAAAUCUUAGAAAUAUUAAACGAUGAACAUAAUACAACAAUGAAACAAUCUGUUGAAAUACUAGUGGCUUAUAGCAAAAUUGGUAAUUGGCUAGCGCAAGAUUCAUUCCACCUUAUACUUCCUUUUCUCUUUACAACACAUGGAACUCUCCUGGCAUCAUACAGCAUUGGUGAAAAUAACCAAGUGUCACCUGAAACAAUGGCUUUGCUAUUAAAUGGUGUGAACUCUGACUAUACAUCAGGCAGACUGAAACUGGCUUCAGUAUUGUACUGUACAGGAGAUAUGGAGAAUGCUGAAAUAAUUCUGAGACACAAAGAGCAAACAUAUCACUUUUUUCCUGUUUUACCUGUCUGUAAUUGCUGGGAGAAUACACCACCACAAACAGGAACUGCAGAAUUCAUGAGUGUAUGCACUAAACAAAGUAUCAAACAUAAUACUGCAUUUUGUGUCAGAUUCAUAAGGCCGGAGAUCAACUGUGUUCCUCAUGAGCUACAAUAUGAAAUGUUUAGAUCUACACAAGAUGACAUGACACACAGGGAUAAAACAGAUGACUGUUGGAUGGACUGGGCUACAGUUGAUUCCCUACCUUUCCUAUAUUUCCUACAAUACAAGGUCUAUGGUCAUCUACAAAGAUAUCUAGAUCAACAACAAGCACUUAAUAAGCUUAUAAAAACCAUAGAAACAGAUGAAAACCUUGGACACAGAGAAACAGCUCUCAAUAUAUUAGGACAAUGUAUGGAACAAGAAAACAGACCACAGCAUGCAUUAAAAUGCUACAUGCUUUCUCUUGGAGAAAGGAAAAGAAACAAUGCAGCAAAGUACCAUAUAUGUCGACUUCUUUCUCGAGUAUUGGAUGACCAGUAGAAUUUGGGAUGUUUGUUUUCAAAUGUUUGAAAUACUUCUUGUCCUAUUUAGACAUAUCCAAGUAAUAUGAUAUACUUUGCAUUUAAUUGAGGAUUGUAUCAAACAUAUUACAGCAUUCACAUUCAUUCUUACAGGAGAUAAACUGUGUUCGUCAUGAACUACAUUAUGAAAUUUUCAGAUCUGGACAGAUUUCAUGUUGCACAAAAAUAAAAAAGAAGAUUGUUGGAUUGACCGUGUUUU
Messenger RNA from Ruditapes philippinarum (Manila clam), 2446 nucleotides. RefSeq lists its product as uncharacterized. Bases 107 to 2206 code for a protein of 699 amino acids. NCBI's taxonomy places the organism in Eukaryota, Metazoa, Mollusca, Bivalvia, Venerida, Veneridae. The record is from RefSeq and is a predicted model, not a curated record. The transcript has 2 exons.